AUGCGGGAGUACGUGGACGAGCACAUCAUGAGCAACGUGCACGACUGGGACGAGAAGGGCGUGAUCCCCAAGGAGAUGUACCUGGAGGCCGGCAAGCAGGGAACCCUGGGCCUGUGCAUUGGCCGGCCAUGGCCUGAGAAGUAUUUCGGCCCGUCCCCUUGGGGCUUUGAGCCGGACUACUUCCAUGAGCUCAUCAUGUACGACGAGAUGUCCCGCACGGGCUCCGUUGGCUUCCAGUGGGGCAUCGCAGGCGGCACCACCAUCGGACUGCCGCCGGUGUACCACCACGGCAGCGAAGAGUUGAAGCAGCGGGUGAUGCCAGCCUGCGUCAAGGGAGAGAAGGUGUGCUGCCUGGCCAUCACGGAGCCAACCGCAGGUAGCGACGUGGCCAACCUCAAGUGCACAGCCAAGCUGGAGGGUGAUCACUACAUCCUGAACGGCGAGAAGAAGUGGAUUACGAACGGCAUCUUCGCCGACUACUUCACCGUGGCAUGCCGCACGGGCAAGCCAGGGGUGGGCGGCAUCAGCUUGUUGCUGGUGGAGAAGGGCAUGCCGGGACUGGAGACCCGCAAGAUGAAGUGCUCAGGUGCGUGGUCGUCCGGCACCACGUACAUCACCUUUGACGACGUGAAGGUGCCCAAGGGCAACCUGUUGGGCAAGGAGGGCAAGGGAUUCCAGUACAUGAUGCAGAACUUCAACCACGAGCGCUUCGCUUUCUGCGCUAUGAGCACGCGUUUCGCGCGGGUGUGCUUGGAGGAGUCGCUGAAGUUUGCCGGCAAGCGCAAGACGUUUGGGAAGACGCUCAUUCAGCACCCCGUGAUUCGCUUCAAGGUGGCUGAGAUGGCGCGCCAAGUGGAGGCCACUCACAACUGGCUGGAGUGGAUCACCUACCAGCUGAACACCAUGCCCAAGCUCGAGGCCAUGCUGAAGCUGGGUGGGCACACGGCCCUGUGCAAGGUCCAGUGCACCAAGGUCAUGGAGUACUGCGCCCGCGAGGCCGCUCAGAUCUUCGGCGGGCUGUCCUACUCCCGUGGCGGCCAGGGUGAGAAGGUGGAACGAUUGAACCGAGAGGUCCGCGCCAUGGCCAUUCCAGGUGGCUCUGAGGAGAUCAUGCUGGACUUGGGCGUGAAGCAGUCCACCAAGUUGGCCCAGAUGGCCAAGAUGUUUGCUGAGGCGGCGCCCCAGCCACAGGCAGCCAAGCUGUAA
Molecule: messenger RNA, 1206 nt
Organism: Effrenium voratum
Lineage: Eukaryota; Dinophyceae; Suessiales; Symbiodiniaceae
Source: the annotation of a GenBank genome assembly